Molecule: messenger RNA, 1423 nt
Organism: Oncorhynchus nerka (sockeye salmon)
Lineage: Eukaryota; Metazoa; Chordata; Actinopteri; Salmoniformes; Salmonidae
Product: free fatty acid receptor 3-like
Exons: 1
Coding region: 164-1078 (304 amino acids)
Biological process (GO): cellular response to fatty acid; G protein-coupled receptor signaling pathway
Cellular component (GO): plasma membrane
Molecular function (GO): G protein-coupled receptor activity
Source: RefSeq, a predicted model, not a curated record
UGUGGGGUACAAAGACGAGGUAGACAUUAAAAACCAUGUUAAGCACUAUUAUUGCACACUGAGUGAGUCCAUGCAACUUGAUAAGCUAUUUUUCACCCUUUUCUCUUUCCAGUUGUGUCGUGAGUCUCCAAGUGUCUGAGACUGAUGAAGUAGGCUAAUCGCCAUGCCGAUCACUCAUCUGUUGCUGUCUGUUUACAUUGCCACCUUCCUGAUUGGGGUACCUGCCAACAUCCUGGCAUUCUGCACCUUUUGCCAAAAGGUGCGCCGCAAACCUGCCCCCAUCGACAUCCUGCUCCUCAACCUGACCAUCUCCGACCUCAUCUUCCUCACUUUUCUGCCCUUCAAGAUGAAGGAGGCUGUUGAUGACAUGAACUGGAACCUCCCCUUCUUCUUGUGUCCAGUCACUGGUUUCCUGUUCUACUCCACCAUCUACAACAGCACCCUCCUCCUGACCGCGGUGAGUGUGGAGCGCUACCUUGGUGUGGCCUUCCCUAUCAGAUACGCCCUGUGUCACAGGCCACGCUAUGCUGUGGUGGCCAGUAUCAUAUGUUGGGUGGUGUCAUCACUGAACCUUAGCGUCGUGUACAUUGUGCCCUGCUCCCACUGGAUAUAUAGCAAUGGGACCAUUAUGGACGAUCCCCCGACAACGUGCUACCUGAACUUCACCCAAGGCCAGCUCAGCAUCCUUCUCCCAGUGCGUCUGGAGCUGUUCCUGGUCCUCUUCUGCGUCCCCUUCCUGGUCUGCACCUUCUGCUAUGUCAACUUCAUCCGUAUCCUGUCUCGGUUGCCCAACAUCGGGCGGCGGCGGCGCCUGCGGGCCAUUGGGCUGGCACUGGGCACCCUUUUGGUGUUUGCCCUCUGCUUUGGGCCCUACAACGUAUCCCACGUGGUGGGGUUCGUCCGGAAAGACAGCGAGAGUUGGAGGGAUGUAGCGUUGCUCUCCAGUACCCUCAACGCCUGCCUGGACCCCAUCAUCUUCUAUUUCUCCUCGGUGGCUGUCAGGAGCAUGCUCAGUCACUGCUUCAGGAGCUUCGUGGCUACACUACACAUUUUAAAGUGUGAGAGGGGUCAAGUCUGAUAGGGGUCAGCCUCCAAGACUGAUAAAUACAGAAAAACAUGCCCCCCUUGAGUGUUUAUGUUUCAAUUAGUCAUGCAUGAAGAUGUAUGUAUGUUCAGUGCAAUUAUGUAUAUUAUAUGUAUUAGGUAUACUCUGUUAUGUGAUGUAACUCAAAGAUCAUCUAUGAUAAAUUACAUUCCCUAAAACUGUACCACAAUUAUAGUAUAACCAUUACCCAUACCUCCACAAACCAUAUUUAUAUUUAAUUUAAAAAUGAAUAAAUCGAUCAUCCGUAUUACUUAAAUCGUUUAUAUUACAGUACAUGUACUCUAACCAGUAGGUUACAUUCAAUAAAAAAUAUACUUG